AGGCCCAGAAUCUUGCAAGAAUACCACAUCUUCACUCAUUAUAUCCUGCCCUCUCCAAAGCUCCCACAUCAUGUCUGCUCGCCUGCCCCCUUUCGUCUACGCGCCGUCAUUGCAGGAGUACAUGGUCUCGGCCAAAGAGUUCUUCACGCGACACCCUCAAUAUCACAUGCUGGUCAGCGGGGCGGUCAUCUUCAACCGUGAGGGGAAGAUGCUCCUGGUCCAACGUGCCAAAGAAGAAAAGGCAUUUCCGAACUUCUGGGAGAUUCCGGGGGGUAAAGUGGACGACACGGAUGAAACCAUCCUCCACGCUGUUGUGCGCGAGGUCAAGGAAGAGACUGGGCUCCAAGUAACGAGAAUUGUCCGGAAGGUUGCCGAGUUUGGUUGGGAUGAACCAUCCCAGGCCUGGUGGAAGCUGAUCUUCGAGGUACAAGUGGAGAGCUUGGACAAUGUGGUGCUUGACCCCAUAGAGCACCAGGCCUAUGUCUUCGCGACAGAGCAGGAGAUCGUCGAGGAGCAGGUAGCGGGAGGGCCAGCUCUUAGCUGGGUUUCACCUCCAAACAAAGACGUGAAACUGGCGGCAUUCAGGCUGCGGCGCGAGGCCGGGGAAGGCCCAGAUACGUCAAUGAAGGCAAAGGAGGUGGUAUGA
Molecule: messenger RNA, 646 nt
Organism: Westerdykella ornata
Lineage: Eukaryota; Fungi; Ascomycota; Dothideomycetes; Pleosporales; Sporormiaceae
Exons: 2
Coding region: 71-646 (191 amino acids)
Source: RefSeq, a predicted model, not a curated record